Molecule: messenger RNA, 546 nt
Organism: Spirodela intermedia
Lineage: Eukaryota; Viridiplantae; Streptophyta; Magnoliopsida; Alismatales; Araceae
Source: the annotation of a GenBank genome assembly
AUGGGCUGGGACUGCUGCAGUGGCUGCGGCUGGAGCUUCUUCCUCCUCUUGCGGGCGGCGGAGUCGUCGCCGUCGCCGUCGCCGGCGGCGGCAGCGAGGGAGGAAGGGGACUGGGUGGGAACCUUGAGAGUGCCCCCCACAGAGACGGCGAUAGCGGGCACUGUGCCCGUGCCGGUGGCGGCGAUGAUGGCGGGCUCCGCGUGCUCCAGGAGCCACCGGAUGGUCUCCCCGUCGGACUUGUGGCCGAGCUCGCGGGUCAGCUGGAAGAUCCUGGCGGCGCAGGUCGCCGGCAUACGAAUCCUCCGCCCCCUCCCCUCCACCUUCGUGUGCCGGUCCUUUGUCCUCGCCGCCGCUGCCGCCACCACACCGGAAGCCGCCCUCCGCACCACCACCGCCGUCGCCAUGGCCUCCGUCUCCCGCUCUUCCAUCUGCGGGGGCUCCGCCUUGGGAAAUAUCAUAUGCUGCACAGCGGCCGCGCCGCCGCCGCCGGCCCCCAUGCGGAGGUCUGUUCCUCGGUCCUCUUCCUCCUCGAGGCCCUUCUUUUGA